GUUACGCACCACCAGCGAAAUUAUAAACAUUAGACGGCCACAUUAUGGCCAAGAUUGCAGAACUGCAGUGGGUUGCGCUCUAGAAUGGCACUAAGUGCUGCCAUUUUGCAGGCAACAGCUCUGGGAUCCAAUUAAAAGGGGUUCAAAGGAAGGCAUUGUGGGUCACUAAGCGCAUUCCAUGUGUUCAGAAUUCCCGACUCAAAUCGUUUGUUCUUUCCGAAACUUGUUUUCCGUCUUCGAGUGCGGACAUUCCCCGGAUUAAGUAUCGCCAGAGAAAUUCGUUGGCAGCCAAGUCAAAACAAGAAAUCCAAUUUCCAAACAGCUGCUUCAAAACAAGAAGCUCGUCUAAAAAUCGCGAUGCUGGCUUUCUUUCAUCCCGGUUUCGGCGAGUAUAAAUAGCUGCGACCGCAGCUAUUUCAAUUAGAUUACCAUCCAACCUCCAGAAUACCAAACCAAAGCACCAGAAUGUCGAGAAUCCUUGUCGCCGCCUUCGCCUUCGUUGCCAUCUGCCUGAUCCUUGUCAGCGCCGCCCCCGCUCCCGCCCCGCCCACUCAGAUCCUGGACGCCCGGACGGCCAUCGAGAAGAUAAUCGCCGCAUACAACCGGAUUCCGGGUCCCUCAGUGGUUCACCCCUGGGAGGUGGCCACCUUGGUUGACCCCAACACCUUUGUGGCCCACUUCUGAAGUCCCGGCAACAGCAACUCUACUUGACUACCUUAACUAACUAAAUGCCCAAAUAA
This is a messenger RNA of Drosophila teissieri, 740 nucleotides long. RefSeq lists its product as uncharacterized. The record is from RefSeq and is a predicted model, not a curated record. The transcript is spliced from 3 exons. The coding region runs from base 466 to 684 and encodes 72 amino acids. NCBI's taxonomy places the organism in Eukaryota, Metazoa, Arthropoda, Insecta, Diptera, Drosophilidae.